UCAUCAAACAGAUCUGGAAAAAAACGAGAAGCAGAGUUGUGUGGUGCUGUGAAGUGUUGUCACCUCUCAGUCAAAGCCCCGCCAGCAGGAGCUCAGUGCACUUGUACCCUGCCCCAGCAGCUGUGCUGCAGCACACUGCACAGCAGCCCAACCUCGGGCAAAACAGCCCAGGCUGCACUGAGAGGCACCCGCAGCUCUGGCUGGAGAUGAUGUGCUGAGGAGGAAACACGGAAGCUCACAAAGAAGAUCAUUUUUCUUGAAUGAGAAGGGCGAACAGGAGUGUUUGUCACCUUCAGCCGCAAUGUUGUCUUCCAUCUGCCUGAACUGGGUUCUCCUGGUGCUGCUCACAGGCUCCACAGUAUCCGAAUUAAUUGUGAUAGGAGAGGUUGGUCAGAACAUCACUGUGCCCUGCCACUACACUGUCUGGAACACAAAUAGCAUCACAUCCAUGUGCUGGGGUCGGGACAGGUGCCCCAAUUCAAAGUGUUCCCAGCCCAUUAUCUGGACAGAUGGCUGGAGGGUGACAGAGCAGCACAGCAGCAGGUACCAGCUGAGAGGGGACCUGCAGAAGGGGGACGUGUCCCUGACCAUCGUGGACGCCAGGGAAGCAGACUCUGGCACCUACUGCUGCCGUGUGGAGAUCCCGGGGCUGUUCAAUGAUCAACUGAUUAAUCAUAAGGUUACGGUGAAGAAAGCAAGGAUCUCUACUGCAAGUCCUCACACUUACACCUCUGAACAGACCUCAGCUCCUGGCAGCACCAGUGAAUCCUCUGUCACUGUCACAAGGACCUGGCCAUUGGUUUCUGCCUCAGAAGCUCCUCAGACUAACUCAUCUGUAUCACUUGCCAGUCAGCAGGACCCUGAACGUGGGCUGUACAUUGGGAUUGGCUCGUGUGCAGCUCUUCUGCUCAUCCUGAUUUUGGCCCUGCUCCUCACUAAACAAUAUUUUUACAACACAAAGAAGAUGGGUAAUUCUGCAGGCUUUGUUGCAUUUUGGAGGCCACAAGGUGUGGGGAGCCAUAGUGCCCUGGAAGAAGAGACUCAUGCAGAGGAAAAUAUUUAUAUCAUACACUACUUCAGUGGGAGUCACUCAGACUCUGGAAAGGAUAAGGUCUGGUUUCCUCUUCUUCCACUUGCUGUGCUGGUGUCUCCGUCAGCCAGAAUGUCCCAUUUUGUGCUGUUUCACUGGAUGGUGAUACAGAUCUUUAUAGCACACACGGCGUCUGAAGCCGUUGUCAGAGGGACAAUCGGACAGCCUGUGACCCUGCCCUGCUCCUACCGGGUGACGCGGCCCAAGGACAUCUCUGACAUGUGCUGGGGCAGAGGCCCCUGCCCGAAUUCAAAGUGCAGGGGCAAAAUCCUGCACACCAGUGGCAGCCGGGUGAUGUCCAGAGCAUCGUGGAGGUACAGCCUGCGCGGGAGCGUUGCCGCUGGAGACGUGUCCCUGACCAUCAGCGUGGCCGAGGCGGAGGACGCGGGCGUGUACUGCUGCCGCGUGGAGAUCCCUGGCCUCUUCAACGACAUCAAGAGGAACAUACGGCUGGAGGUGGCCACAGCCCCUCUAGUGAGCACCACUGCCACCACCACCACCACUGAAGCUCCUGUUUUCUCCAAACAUUUUAUAGAAACAACUUCUGCUCCUCAAGCAACCUCUGAUUUCCAGGCAGCACCAGAGACUACAGUCCUGCUGACAACCAGCAGCCUUCCAGCAGCAACCACGGCCCCUGAGUCUCCAGUGGUAGCUACAGGGGAGACCUCUGCUCCCUCAACAAUUGCUGGGACAGAAUAUGAUAUUUUUCCUGUGACUAUGGUGGAAACAACUCCUCUCCCAGAUUUUCCAACUGCUUCCCAAGCAGCUGAUGUGGCAACUGAAGAUGACAUGUUCUGCUCCACACUCUCUGGAAUAACAGAGGUGACUACUGAAUUCCCAGGUACACUUCCAAGUGCAGAGGAAACCAGCAGCUCUGUCCUGAUGGAAGAGAGGACAGUCAUGGAGGUUUCAGCAAACAGAGAUGGCAAUGCUGGGAAAUAUGAAGAGAGAGGAGAUAAGUUUCCCAGCUCUGCCAUUCUCAUUGCCUGUGUCGUAGCGGGGUCCAUCCUUUUCAUACUGAUGCUCUUGGUUUGGAAACGUAAACAUACAAAGAAGUUUAUAGUAAAAAGUGUUGGACCACCAGAAGAGACUGACAAAGUUUUCAGUGGCGCUGAAGGAGAAAACAACAUUUUUUCCCUGUGAAGAGCUCCUACAUCAUCUGCACAUGGGAAAUAAACAGGGCCUGUUCCAUGCUGCACUGAGAGAUACUUGUGAGCCCUCAAAAUAUCAGUGGGUAUAAAACAAAGGCCAAAGCUUCAACUAUGAAAAUUUAAAAUCUUUGUGCAAAUUUUCCCAUAUGACCCUUAAAACUCACUGCAUAAAGAAGCUUAUUUGAGAAGGGGCUUUAUGCAUUAUUCCUGGAUGCUUCUGGCAUCUGCCUUCUUACUAGCAUCAUGUUGCACAAUUGAAUUUGCUUUUCUCCAUUUUUACUAAUGCUCUUCCUUGAAUACAACUUGUACUCUGAGGAACAGAAGAGAUCACAUGGAAGGCUGCCUAUCUUCAAAUUGCCAUAAAGAAAGAAAAGGAAUCAUAAAGUACAAUUUUAAUGCUUUUAUGUAAUCAAUAGGAAAAUUAAGCAACAAGAAUGCUGUGAGUUUAAAUCAAAAAUGCAGAUUACUUAAGGGGUAUCACUACUGCCUGUGAUUCAGCAUGUUUGAAUAACCCUUGGAGAAUAUGUUAAUAAACUCUGUAAUUUGUUGCUGGCAA
This is a messenger RNA of Lonchura striata (white-rumped munia), 2797 nucleotides long. The record is from RefSeq and is a predicted model, not a curated record. NCBI's taxonomy places the organism in Eukaryota, Metazoa, Chordata, Aves, Passeriformes, Estrildidae.